Messenger RNA from Planococcus citri (citrus mealybug), 707 nucleotides. RefSeq lists its product as uncharacterized. The record is from RefSeq and is a predicted model, not a curated record. The transcript is spliced from 2 exons. Lineage: Eukaryota; Metazoa; Arthropoda; Insecta; Hemiptera; Pseudococcidae. The coding region runs from base 107 to 589 and encodes 160 amino acids.
GAGAAAAAAAAUCAUUCAGUAUUCUGAUUUACAAACAGACAGUUCAACUGUAAUUUCAAAUUUGAAAAAAAAAUACCAGUGUAUAUCAAUCGACAAUUGUAAAAAAAUGAAUCCAGCAAAUCGGAAUGAACAACAACCCAACGAAAGAUGCUAUCUACAAGUGAUGAAGUGCAGAUGUAUCGUCAAGGAAAGGGAUUUAAAUCCUCCUCGUCCUCCUCCUCCUCCUCCUGCUCCCAUAGUAGUAAAAGAUCCUUGCGCGAACUUGAAUUUCAACGAUCCCGACCUUGAUUUCGGAGAAGUAGAACGUGAUCCACAACGCCGCACAGAAGACGCUGAAUUAGUACCAACAAAAUAUCAAUAUCAAGGAAAUCCAUCCCAAGGAAAUCAGUUUCAAGGAUAUCAGUAUCAAGGAUAUCAGUUUCAAGAUGAUCCGUAUCAAGGGAAUUCGUAUCAAGAUAUUCCGUAUGAAGGAUACUCGUACGAUGGGUCUGGAAAUAUCCAAAGGCGUGACACUCGUGACAGGUUUAAAAGAAACGCUAAUCCAUCGAAUGUAAAAUGGGGCAAGAGUUGUACGCGUAAAUUUUUUUGAUGCGAAUGUCUUGUUUUGAAUUACUUACUUACUUAUUGAAUAAACUACAUAUUAAAAUAGACGAAAAUGUAUAAUUGUAGGUAUAAUUUUUAUUCGAAAUAAAUGUGAUUAAAAAGUA